This is a messenger RNA of Mytilus californianus (California mussel), 750 nucleotides long. RefSeq lists its product as uncharacterized. Gene Ontology annotation, molecular function: lipid binding. NCBI's taxonomy places the organism in Eukaryota, Metazoa, Mollusca, Bivalvia, Mytilida, Mytilidae. The record is from RefSeq and is a predicted model, not a curated record. The coding region runs from base 46 to 648 and encodes 200 amino acids. The transcript has 7 exons.
AAUCAUUUGAACUGUGCUACAUUUUCAAAAGGUGGCGAAGCAAUCAUGCAGUGUAAAAUUACAAUUUCACUGAUAUGUUUGUUUUUGGUAAUAAUUCCAAAUGUAUAUCCUAGGAGAAUCAUAUGGCAGCAAAUCAAAAAAGCCACUAGAAUUUGGAAAGCAAUUUCAGGCAAAGACCUUUCCAGUCGCCUAAAAAUAAAAGAUUUAGAUAUGAAAGGAGGAUCGUAUAUUAAAAAUAUAAAGAUAACUCAUGUUGACAUACCAAGAAUAUCGAUCAAGGGUAGUUGGAAGAAAAAUAUUAUUAUCACAGCAUCUAACAUUGGACUCGGGUUAACAGCUGACUGGCGUGUGAAAAAAAAGGUUUUAUGGGUAAUACCAUAUAGGGAAAGUGGUACUCUAAGAGCAUCUGUUUCAAACGUGAAGUUCCAGGUAACCUUAAACAAGAACACAUUUAGGGUAAAGAAUUGUUCUGAUUCAAUUGGUUCCACUAAAGUCAAACUAAGAGGCAAGCUGCUUGCAUGGGUAGUAAGAAAAUUUGUAAAUGUUGACAAAUGGUUAAAGAAGAACCUAAAAGGAAAGAUAUGCCAGGCUGUUAGUAAGGCGAUUAAUAAACAGUCAUCAAGAAUUUCAAGAAUAAUUCAAGGAUGAUGUAAACAGUUUAUAAAAAAGUUGUGGGAUCAGGAUUACUGAAGACAAGAACCACUGAUCACAACGGCAAAGACAUUAUUUAAUAAAUAUUAUCACUUGCAA